This is a messenger RNA of Mus pahari (shrew mouse), 1173 nucleotides long. RefSeq names its product testis expressed basic protein 1 (gene Tsbp1). The coding region runs from base 1 to 1173 and encodes 390 amino acids. The record is from RefSeq and is a predicted model, not a curated record. Lineage: Eukaryota; Metazoa; Chordata; Mammalia; Rodentia; Muridae. The transcript has 18 exons.
AUGGCAGAUCUCGAAAUAGUUUUGGCUGUCAUCCUGACUGUACUGGCCCUUGCUAUUCUGACUAUUCUGAUAGCAAGAUGGUCACGGCGUAGGAACAAUGGGGCACGGGUCUCCAGAUACGCUUCAGAACAGAGUAUUUCCCAUGGGAGACACAAAAGAGGAAGAGGUAAACAGUUUCGUUUCCUAUGCAGGACUGGCAGUGUUAUCAAUGAGGACACUCAUUGUGUCUCCUUUCCUUUAGGAUCUCGAUGCUCGUUUUCAUCUGAUAGCGAACUGACUCAAAAGACCUUCCUGCAAACUCCUGGACCUAUUGUGCAAUGCAUGGAUUCCAGUGAAAGCUGCACCCCUGAGGGAUCCAACGCCGUGAUACCCGUGGACAUAUGUUGUCAACCAGCACUGAAGCCCAGCUGUUGUCAACAGCUUGCAAUCAAACCUAGCUGCUGCCAGCCUUACCCGCCUUGUCUGCCGUGUAAGAAACUUAAGCCAGCCACUCACAGUUGCUCUCCCUUUUCAGCUCCACCAGAGACCUUGCCCUUACUAAUUACACAGAGAGCUUCAACAAAACGUGGACCACCUAUAAUACUGAAAAAGGCAUCAGAUUGCAAAGGCCAGAUGGUAAGACAUGGAGGGAGUGUAACCUUCCAGGGUAUCGGAGAGGACCAAAUAAAGUGCUGUAAGGAGUGGAGAAGAUGCCAGUGUGAAUACUGCUGUCCAAAGAGAUUCGAGUCCUACAGACGAGAACCCAUAUGGUGUGAAGAACCGGCUCCUCCUCCCUCUUCUCAGCAGCAGCAGCAGCAGCAGCAGCCUCCACCGCGAAGACAAGACUCUCAAGUAAGGGGUGGCCAAAGAAACGAAAGUGAAAUUGAUGCCCAGACCAUAUGCUAUGAAGAGCCAUUUCUUUUCAGAAGACUGGAGUCCCUGAUAAGGAGGAACCAAGACGGAAUAGUAAUAAAGCAGAAUGAAGAUGGCUUUCUGAUAAAGAAGGCGGAGGAAGGCAAACAGAAAAAGAAAACAUCCAAGAGGUCAUCAGUAAACCAAGAAACUGAUUCUGAUUCCAGCGCUAAGCAGACCGGAGAGGCUCCUCCCGAAAGUACAGCACCCCCAGAACAUCCAGAAGGAGAGGAGAAGAAACGCAAGAAAGACAAGAAGAAAAAGAAGAAAAAAGACGGCUGA